AGCUCGCUAGAAUUCACUCCAAAUCCUCCCCAGCUUCCCCACCGGCUCCCAACAAGCACCGAUGGCUCGCACGAAGCAGACGGCGCGCAAGUCGACCGGAGGCAAGGCCCCCCGCAAGCAGCUGGCGACCAAGGCGGCGCGCAAGUCGGCGCCGGCCACGGGCGGCGUGAAGAAGCCACACCGCUUCCGCCCCGGCACCGUCGCGCUCAGGGAGAUCCGCAAGUACCAGAAGAGCACGGAGCUGCUGAUCCGCAAGCUCCCCUUCCAGCGCCUCGUCCGGGAGAUCGCGCAGGACUUCAAGACCGACCUCCGCUUCCAGUCGUCCGCCGUCGCCGCGCUGCAGGAGGCCGCCGAGGCGUACCUGGUGGGGCUCUUUGAGGACACCAAUCUCUGCGCCAUCCACGCCAAGCGCGUUACCAUCAUGCCCAAGGACAUCCAGCUCGCGCGCCGCAUCAGGGGCGAGAGGGCCUGACCGAGCUCCCGUCGUCAUCUCCAUCGCCAUCGUUUCCUUCUACUCCGAGUGUCGGCUUCUAGGAUCUAUGCUUCUCUUGGGUUCCUUGUGGUGGCAUGUUAGUAUCAGUAUGGUUGUUCGUGGUGCUAGGAGAAUUUCAGUCGCUGGGUAACCUGCUUGUUUAUCUUGCAAUGCUGUAAUGGUGGUUUCUUAUCUUAAUGGAAAUGAAACUUGACUUGGAAA
Molecule: messenger RNA, 694 nt
Organism: Phragmites australis (common reed)
Lineage: Eukaryota; Viridiplantae; Streptophyta; Magnoliopsida; Poales; Poaceae
Product: histone H3.2
Exons: 1
Coding region: 62-472 (136 amino acids)
Cellular component (GO): nucleosome
Molecular function (GO): DNA binding; structural constituent of chromatin; protein heterodimerization activity
Source: RefSeq, a predicted model, not a curated record